This is a messenger RNA of Brachypodium distachyon (stiff brome), 1774 nucleotides long. RefSeq names its product cation/H(+) antiporter 20. The transcript has 2 exons. Gene Ontology annotation, biological process: regulation of pH; proton transmembrane transport. Gene Ontology annotation, cellular component: endomembrane system; membrane. Bases 163 to 1530 code for a protein of 455 amino acids. Gene Ontology annotation, molecular function: antiporter activity. Lineage: Eukaryota; Viridiplantae; Streptophyta; Magnoliopsida; Poales; Poaceae. The record is from RefSeq and is a predicted model, not a curated record.
UCGGGAGCGUUGUACGUUCUAGUCCAAGAAAGCCCAACACAGCCACCACCCACAUGCAUGCACGCAAAAACAGUACUACUGCGAGAUUACAAUUAGCCAGGACAAUUCCGUUAAUCCUACUGCCCGCGUGAACAAGCAGUAGAUCAGCAGCCAGCAAUUAACAUGGCCGUGAAGAUGGCGUCGGACGGGCUGUGGCAGGGAGAGAACCCUCUGGACUUCGCGAUGCCACUCCUCGCGGUGCAGAUAGCCGUCGUGCUCGUCGUCACUCAGGGAUUCGCCUUUGCUCUCAAGCCUUUGCGCCAACCUAGGGUUGUCGCCGAGAUCCUGGGCGGCAUCUUGCUGGGCCCUUCGGCGCUGGGCCGAUGGGGCGCCUUCCACCGCACGCUCUUCCCGGCGUGGAGCACCGCGGCGCUGGACACCGUAUCGGGCCUGGGCCUGCUCCUCUUCCUCUUCCUGGUGGGCCUGGAGCUCGACUUCCGCGCCGUGCGCCGCGUGGGCCCACGAAGCGCCGCCAUCGCCGCCGCGGGCAUCGUGCCCCCGCUGCUCGCCGCGCCGGGCGUCGUGGCGCUCCUCGACCUGGCCGUCCCGGCGCCCGGCCAACGCCACACGUCCUUCUUCUCCCUCUGCGUGUUCCUCGGCGCCGCGCUCUCCGUGACCGCGCUCCCCGUGCUCGCCUGCAUCCUCAAGGAGCUCGGCCUCCUGGCCACGCCCUUCGGGGAGACCGCCAUGGCCGCGGCCGCCGUGAACGACGUCUUCGCCUGGGCCCUCCUAGCCCUCGCGCUCGCCGUGUCCGGCGGCGGCGGAGGCCGCGAGCCGAAGGGGGCCCCUCUCGCGCCGGUCUACAUCCUCGUGUCCGGGGCCGUAUUCGUGGCGUUCAUGAUCUUCGCGCUCCGGCCUCUCAUGGCCGCGCUCAGGGCGCGCCUUGCUGAUCCGUGCGGCUGUGCCGAGAGCGACUUGGUAUGCUCCGGCGCGGUGGCGUGCGCUCUCCUCGCGGGCGCCGUGACGGACGCCAUCGGCGUGCACCCGGUGUUCGGCGCCUUCGUGUUCGGGCUGGCCAUGCCCAGGGAGGGCGGCCUCGCGGAGCGCGUCGGCGAGAAAGUGACGCCUCUGGUGUCCGGGCUGAUGCUGCCGCUCUAUUUCGCCACGAGCGGGCUGCACACGGACGUGGACAACGUCCGGGGCGUGGCCGCGUGGGGCAUGGUGGCGCUCGUGGUGGCCGUGGCCCUGCUGGGGAAGUUCUCCGGGACGCUCGCGGUGGCCCUCGCCGCGACCGGCAUGGCCAGGCGCGAGGCGGCCGCGCUGGGCGUAGCCAUGAGCGCCAAGGGACUCGUGGAGCUCAUCGUGCUCAACAUCGGCAAGGAGAAGAAGGUGCUGGAUGACACCACGUUCGCCAUCUUCGUGAUCAUGGCGCUCACGACCACGGUCGUCGCGACGCCGCUCAUGACGGCGCUCUACCGGCAGCCGCCCACCGCGACCACGCCAGAGAUCGAUGGAGCCGAGCUUAAAGGAGGGGACGCCUGCCCAGCGUAGCUGCACCUGGGUCUGUGUGAAUGCUAUUGUACUAUUUGAGCGUUUCAGUAAGCUCCUCGUAUGUACUGUACUGUAUUAUCGUAAUCGUAGUAGGAUAUCGCAGCCAUGUAUUGCCUGUGUUGCUCUGAUUUUUUAGCCAUCACUGUACUGAACUUCGCAAUGUAUCAUUUCUUUUUGGGUUUAUCGAUGUAAUGUAGCAGUGCGUUGCAGCUAUAUACACCUGAAUCCUAUUCACAUACACCUA